AUGAGAGAACACAGCCGCAUCGAAGGUCCUCUCAAUCCCACGCAAGAAUGCCGGGAAACCCAGGGCCUGGCAGCCCGCAGUCCCGAGGCAGGCAGCCGCCGGCGCGCCGCCCACCCACCGCCCCCGCCCCUGCCUUGCGCGCCGCAGCCCCGGGUCCGGCGGGCGCGGGGAGCCGAGCGGACAGCGAGCGCGGCCGCCGCGGAGCCGGCACCUGGAGGCCAUGGAGGUGAGACGGUGGCCUUACCAAACCGGCCUCAGGGCCAGGAGAGAAAGCUAGAGGAGUCGCUCGCUAACCUGGAGCCAAGGUGGUGCGCCUCUGAACCACUGGAGGAGGACAGAUCGGCAGAGUCCGGCGCCAAUGUGGAUGACUCGGCGUCCCCCUCGGUGGCCCAGCUGGCUGGGCGGUUCACGGAGCAGGCUGCCGCUGCAAAGGAGACACCAGCCUGUAAACCGACCAGAAGGAAACCGCCCUGCUCCCUCCCUCUGUUCCCCCCCAAGGUAGAGCUGGGCCAGAACGGUGAGGAGAAAUCAUCACCCAAUGCAAGCCAUCCUCCUAAAAUCAAGGUGAAGAGCUCGCCUCUGAUUGAGAAGAUUCAGGCCAAUUUAGCUUUCGAUCCAGCGGCCCUGCUACCUGGGGCCUCACCCAAGAGUCCUGGACUUAAGGCUGCGGUGUCACCAUUCCAGAGCCCACCUUCCACCCCCAGCAGCCCUGGCGUGCGGUGUCAGGAGCCAGAGGAGGUGCCAGUUAGCUUUGACCAGCCUCCUGAAGGGAGCCAUCUGCCCUGUUACAAUAAGGUGCGGACGAAGGGCUCGAUAAAAAGGCGCCCUCCCUCCAGACGAUUCCGAAGGUCUCAGUCGGACUGUGGGGACCUGGGAGAUUUCAGGGCCCCCGAGUCAUCCCAGGAGAAUGGUGCCAAGGAAGAGAAUGGGGAUGAGGUGUUCCCGUCCAAGAGCAAGGCCCUGGCUUCCCCUCCCCCCGGCGAGGGGCCGGUGGGGGAGGAAGUGGGGCGGCAGCUGGGGUCUCAGGAGAAGCCUCCUCUGAGGAGGACGUCCAGCAGGACGGAGAAGCAGGAGGAGAAGGGCAGGGCCGUGGAUGAAGCCCAGCAUCCCCACAAGGCUGUGGGGGGCUCUGAAGAGGAGGCCAGCCCACAUCCAGCCACGGGGGAGGCUGUCCAACCAGCCCAAGCCUCCAACCCAGAGGCAGCAAACGGAGGUAGGAGCCCCAGAGAAGAAAAAGCCGCUGGAAAAGAGACAGCAAAGUCUGAGGAGGUGAAGGUGGAGAGAGCAGGAAAUGAAGAGGAGGAGGCCAGACAAAGGAACCAAGACCCCAAGGGGCCGGUGGACGGAGCAGUGGGGGAGGCCUCACCAAGCCCCCCUGAAGGGGUGGAGGGCCCCCGCACCCCAGAGCAGGGCAAAGGUGAGGAAGGGGCCGUUCUGGAGCCUGGCUGCAACCCCCACCAUGAGGCCCCCAAGACCGAGCCUGGCAGAGCCCUGGCCAGGGAGCAAGAUGCCCACACCCUCACAAGUGCUCUUCUUCCGAACAGGAAGCCCAAGGAGGCACUGAGGAUGUCCACCCACCACCUCUCCACGCUUUCCGUCUCCUUCUCCAUCACGGAGACACAAAAUCCUGACACCCUUAGCCCAAACCCCUGGUGUUAG
Odobenus rosmarus divergens (Pacific walrus) is the source of this 1659-nucleotide messenger RNA. It is a transcript of the gene RCSD1, whose product is annotated as RCSD domain containing 1. The record is from RefSeq and is a predicted model, not a curated record. Gene Ontology annotation, cellular component: early endosome; WASH complex. The transcript has 9 exons. Gene Ontology annotation, molecular function: actin filament binding; phosphatidylinositol phosphate binding; retromer complex binding. Gene Ontology annotation, biological process: protein localization to endosome; retrograde transport, endosome to Golgi; skeletal muscle contraction. Lineage: Eukaryota; Metazoa; Chordata; Mammalia; Carnivora; Odobenidae. The coding region runs from base 1 to 1659 and encodes 552 amino acids.